This is a messenger RNA of Fusarium tjaetaba, 927 nucleotides long. RefSeq names its product CMGC kinase. The record is from RefSeq and is a predicted model, not a curated record. Lineage: Eukaryota; Fungi; Ascomycota; Sordariomycetes; Hypocreales; Nectriaceae. Bases 1 to 927 code for a protein of 308 amino acids. The transcript has a single exon.
AUGGUGUCUGCUAAAUUGAUUGGCGCCCUCGCGCUCUUUUCACUGGGGGCUGUUGAAGCAAGCGUAUGCAAACCGCACCCUUCGUCGGUCGCCUCGUCGGGCACUGGAACCGCUUCUAGCGUCCAAUCUUCGGCCACCGAAUCCUCCUUCAUCGAAACAACUUCGACCGCUGAGCCUUCUUUGUCGUCUUCCGAUGUCUCGACCUCUUCAGACGAUGUGACAUCUACGCUUGGCUCAUCUACUACAUUCGCUACCCUCAUUUCAACUUCGGCGACUGUUGACGAUGUUUCUUCUACCACUCAAGUUGAUGUAAUUUCAACAUCCGGCGAGGUCAUCGAGUCUACAACGACUGCAGAGGCUACAACAACCACUGCGGAGCCAGAUACAACUACUGCAACCGUUGAGGCCACGACAUCCUCCGCUGCGACAACUACCGCCGCUCCUGCACCCGAACCAACCUUUCGACUCUUCACCUACGACAGCCAAGACCCAAGUCUCAACGGAGGCAUCGGCUACUGCAAGCUCGAGCCGGUCCUAAACUUCUACUAUAUGAGAUUCACUCCGAGCUCCGCACUCGCCCCAACCUUCAAGAUCGAUCCAGCAACAGGCGCAGUCACGGUUGUCAGCGGACCCUCUGAUUCCCCCGGCGAAUCCAUGAUCUCCACUACCUUAAAGGGUGCUUUUUCUUCCUCUUACCUACAGAUCAUUCCCGAGGCGCUUAUCGACACCGACGCACAAGAGGUGGUUGUCUGCAGCAUCGCCGAGGACCAGUUAAAUAAGUUGGUUUGCUACUGGCCAGGUGGUGGGAUUGCGGAUUUCUGGACAUGUAGUGGAAGUUGGGUAUUGGUGCAGCCAGGUUAUACUCUUUCUGGUGAUUUUUGUUCCGAUCCUGUAUAUAAGAUCAGUGUCCAUGCGCAAUUUGUUUAG